Messenger RNA from Talaromyces rugulosus, 879 nucleotides. RefSeq lists its product as uncharacterized. The coding region runs from base 1 to 879 and encodes 292 amino acids. Gene Ontology annotation, biological process: regulation of transcription by RNA polymerase II. Lineage: Eukaryota; Fungi; Ascomycota; Eurotiomycetes; Eurotiales; Trichocomaceae. The transcript has a single exon. Gene Ontology annotation, molecular function: DNA-binding transcription activator activity, RNA polymerase II-specific. The record is from RefSeq and is a predicted model, not a curated record.
AUGCAGCACGUUGGUCUUUUCUACCAUCUCUCAACAGAAACUUAUGAGUCAUUUCGAUUGGACUUUGGAGAUGUCCACAUCCCAUUUCAUAAGCUCUUAAAAGAGGCGGUGUCGGCUCCAUAUCUCAUGAACGAGCUCCUAGCUCUUGCUGCCAUACAUCGGAGCACCUUGGACCCGAGCGAAGAAGCCUUUUAUCUACACCAGGCGACUGAGCUACAGACGCACGCUUUAUCCAUACUCAACGCGAUGAAACCUCAAGUCAACGACGAAACCUGCGUUCCACUUUUUCUUUUCUCUUCAAUUCUCGGCUUACAUGAGAUGUGCAAAACUUUCAUUUUCCGGGAGACCGAAUUCGAGCCGUUCAUGGAGAAGUUUGUUCGGUAUCUUUCCUUGCAUCAAGGGGUCAGAGCAAUCACCAGUGGCUCAUGGCACAUCCUGAGUGAGAGCAUUCUGAGCCCGCUUAUAAAACAAGGCGAAUCUGUUCUUCCUGUGGGUGCGCCUCUGGGAGAGCUCUGCUCGCCACUGCAAAAUCUGAUCGAGUCAGCCGACCUCCCUCAUGAAGAUAUUGUCAGUUGUGAGCAAGCCAUUUCAUCAUUGCAGUCUGUAUUUAGUUCAGCACCUUCGGGUACGCAAGGAAAGCUCAGCAUCCAUUCUAUCUUGGCUUGGCCUGUGAUAUUAUGCCAGGGAUACACUGACUUGUUGAGACGAAGAGAGCCACAUGCCUUGGUUAUUUUAGCAUAUUUUGGAGUCGUGGUGCAUUAUCGUACUGACAUGUGGAUGUGUGGGGAUGGUGGCGCGUUUUUGGUGAACCUCAUAAGUCAACAUCUAGGUUAUGAAUGGUCUGACUGGCUGGCCUGGCCAAUUCAGGCCAUUUCUUAA